CGCGACGACAACGUCAUCACGCAGGGUGGGUGUCGGCACGCACGGAGGCUGCGCAGGCGCAACCCUUGAGCAACAUUCCGCUCGGGAACAUGUAACGCCGUCUGUAUUGGACUCAUCGCGAACCUGCCGGAACUCUCCAGACCAUUCCGGAACCUCAGCCUUCCACCGUCGGGAAGGACAAGAACGCUGCCUGCCGCCAAGCUCCGCCCUGCGUCCGUGCGCGGUGACGUCAGCGCGAGGCUCUUGCUGCGGCCAUUUUAGUGAGGUCGUGCAGGAGUCAGAGCGAUGCCCCGACACUGCUCAGCUGAGGGCUGCACAUCCCGGGACACGAAGGAGUCGAGAAUUAAUGGAGUCACGUUUCACAGGUUGCCCAAGAAGGGGAGAUUUCCGCGUGAGAGCUGGUUGCUGAAUUGUUGCCGGAAGAACCCAGAUGGGACAGUUCCCUGGGAUCCACCCUCUCAGUUCAUCUACUUCUGUUCAAAACAUUUUGAGAAACACUGUUUUGAGCUUGUGGGGCUGAGUCGUUAUCACCGUCUGCGAGAUGAUGCUGUCCCCACGUUAUUUCAGUCGUGUCCUCAGUCAAAGGUGGCGCUGAGUAGAGGAUACCGUGAAAAGACAGUGUCUGUACAAACCAAUGAAUGCCUCACUGAUGGCGGUGGCUCUUCACCUGCUCCUGAUCUCAGGAAUGCUGACACUAGCUCAGGGAUGAGCUUCAGCAUUUCUCAGGAUGGUUCUUCCAUUAUUCUGGGUUAUUCUGAUCCUCAAGAUAGAGUGAAUGAAACUUUCUGCUUAUAUGAAACAUCAUCUCCUGACAUACCGAUCUCCACAAGCCAGCCUGAGCCAGAGGACACCGCUCCGACUGUCAUUUAUCUCAUUGAAGUGAAUCCGCAGUCUGUGGAGUUGGAGGCAGCUGGAAACACAGAGGAAGCCUCCAAGGACAUCUCGUUGCCUCUGCCUCAGCCUGUCCUCCUGAAUGAACACUCACCUGACUGUCAAGUGGAGCUGGAUGAUGACAGGGACCCUGUCCCCAUUGCUUUGUAUAUGGCUCGCAUUCCCAAUCCACCACCUAAACCUGGUGCCUACAUUCCUGUUGAGCACAGUUACACUGUAGGCUGUCCACUGGUUUGGAAGAUGAAGCUAGAGGCUCUGAAGGUGGCCUUUGAGAAGGUCACCAAGGAGCUGCGGGCUAGCAGGAAACGGGAGAGUCGCCUGCGAGCACGAAUCACAUCCAUCUUGAGACCACAACAUCAAGUGCUUCAAGAUGAAUGUACUGAAUCGGACAUAACCGAGGGCUGCCAGCCACAGUUUGAAGUGUAUGAGGUGGAAGUGGUGGAUGAGGCUGUGAAUCUGUAGCUACGUUUUAACUCGGUCACUUAUUUAACCAGUGCUGUCGAUUCUUCACUAAGUAAACCAGCAACAAAGUGUGAGGAGAAGAGUGACAUGUUGGGGAGGGGAGGAGUGAGAAAUGUGU
Messenger RNA from Hemiscyllium ocellatum (epaulette shark), 1471 nucleotides. RefSeq names its product THAP domain containing 7 (gene thap7). NCBI's taxonomy places the organism in Eukaryota, Metazoa, Chordata, Chondrichthyes, Orectolobiformes, Hemiscylliidae. Bases 286 to 1353 code for a protein of 355 amino acids. Gene Ontology annotation, cellular component: nucleus. The record is from RefSeq and is a predicted model, not a curated record. Gene Ontology annotation, biological process: regulation of DNA-templated transcription. The transcript is spliced from 5 exons.